This is a messenger RNA of Schistocerca gregaria, 1109 nucleotides long. RefSeq names its product phosphomannomutase (gene Pmm2). The record is from RefSeq and is a predicted model, not a curated record. Lineage: Eukaryota; Metazoa; Arthropoda; Insecta; Orthoptera; Acrididae. The transcript is spliced from 6 exons. Gene Ontology annotation, molecular function: phosphomannomutase activity. Gene Ontology annotation, cellular component: cytosol. The coding region runs from base 1 to 882 and encodes 293 amino acids. Gene Ontology annotation, biological process: mannose metabolic process; protein N-linked glycosylation; GDP-mannose biosynthetic process.
AUGUACUGUAAUGCCAAACUGGCAAUAGUGCCAACUACGUUUGUUUACCGCCGCGUGUGCCGGUUAUGGUUCGGCGCCAGUUGUUUGAAGAGAAAACAAUUGUCAAGAGAAGGCAUCUGCUGCAAAAACAUGAGCGGAAGAGAUGAAAUCCUGUGCUUAUUUGACGUGGAUGGUACACUUACUGCACCAGUGCAGAUAAUUGAACCUGAUAUGGAACAGUUUCUUCAAACACAAAUAAAACCAAAAUGUAACAUUGGUGUUGUUGGUGGUUCAGAUAUGUCAAAAAUUCUUCGACAACUGGGAGGUGAAAGUGCACUUCAGAAAUAUGAUUAUGUGUUUGCUGAAAAUGGAUUGCUCGCAUACAAGAGAGGACAGGAAAUUGGUAAACAGAGCAUUCAACAGCAUAUGGGUGAAGAAAGACUACAAACCUUUAUCAACUUUGCCCUGCGAUACAUGGCAGAUAUAAAAUUACCUGUCAAACGAGGUACAUUCAUUGAAUUUCGCAAUGGUAUGAUCAAUGUCAGUCCUGUGGGAAGAAGUUGCAGUCAGAAGGAGCGAGAGCAGUUUUUUGAGUAUGAUAAAGAGCAUAAAAUACGUGAAAAAUUUAUUUCAGUACUAAGAAAGCAGUUUCCUGACUUGGGACUGGUCUAUUCCAUUGGUGGUCAGAUCAGCUUCGAUGUGUUUCCAGAAGGAUGGGACAAAACUUAUUGUUUACAACACCUCAUGAAAGAAAAUUUCAAAGAAAUUCAUUUUUUUGGUGAUAAAACAUACAAAGGAGGAAAUGAUUAUGAAAUAUUUAGUGAUGAAAGGACUAUUGGCCAUUCAGUGAAGUCGCCUCAAGAUACAAAAAAGCAGUUGGAGGAGCUGUUUGCUUUAACAUAGUGAUAGGCCUAUUUAGGAAUCCUCUUAUCUGUGAUACUUGUUUUGGGAAUGUUAUAGUUACCACUUUGAACUUGUGUAGAGGCUUAUAUUUGUCUGCCAAAAACUUGAAAUAUUUUGGACACCAGUCUGCCAAACAAAUUACAAAUUAUUUAAUCUCAGUAUCAAAAUAUAUGUGUAUGUCAUUUUAAUUCAAUAAAUGACACAAAUUGUACUUAAUGGCAAUGAAA